Messenger RNA from Acomys russatus (golden spiny mouse), 4766 nucleotides. RefSeq names its product NEDD4 E3 ubiquitin protein ligase (gene Nedd4). Gene Ontology annotation, biological process: neuromuscular junction development; regulation of dendrite morphogenesis; receptor internalization. The record is from RefSeq and is a predicted model, not a curated record. NCBI's taxonomy places the organism in Eukaryota, Metazoa, Chordata, Mammalia, Rodentia, Muridae. The transcript has 24 exons. Bases 16 to 3693 code for a protein of 1225 amino acids. Gene Ontology annotation, molecular function: ubiquitin-protein transferase activity; protein binding; sodium channel inhibitor activity.
CGGAAAUGAGAGCAGAUGGCACAGAGUCUGCGAUUGCACUUUGCAGCCAGAAGAAGCAAGACUUACCCUCUGCCAGAACCCUCCGGAGAUGACUUGGAUAGCCACGUUCCCACGCGAGGCAGGAGGCCGGCCCGGAUCUCAGUGGCCAGCGUGGUUCAAAUGAGGCUGACCCCCAGACAGACACCACUGGCUCCAUGGGUAGAGCAGAGGGCCUCUGAAAGCAGUGACAAAAAGAGCAGCUGCCUUCAGAUCUCGCUGCAGCCCAGGUCCAGUGGGUGUCUUCCAUCGCACACUGUCGUGUCUGACGGGGACGAUCCUUCCCUUACCGGUGGUUUGAAGGAGAAGGAGAACGUUUGCAGCAGCACCGGGGUUGACAGUGAACUGCCCAGUGCCAGUGAUGGCAGCCUCUUUGGUACUUCUGCCGCGUGCAAUGGCAGCCUAGGUAACUCCUCAGCCAGUGACAACGGGUCUUACAGCAGCAAUGGCAGUGACUAUGGGUCGUGUGCAAGCACCGCAAGUGGAGGUUCCUACACCAGCAGUGUUGUCAGUGACAGCAGUGGUUAUGAGACCAUUUUGGGUGGAAAUUUACCUUCGGACAACGCCUCCAACAGAAGUGUGCCAAUCAACACUACUCCUAAUGAAGUUACGUACAGAAGUCCCAGCGGGCUUUCCUCUGCCCAGGACGACCCGGAUCGUGGAGCAGAGGUUACGAAGCUGCCUGUGAGCAGGAACGCAAAGGUUCCACUGAAGCGCUGCACAUCUUUGGUCAUUUUCCCCAGAAGUCCUUCGAACACUCCACCAGCCUCUCCGACAAGCAGAGGUGCCUACCAGACCUCACACCAAUCAAUUAUAUCUCCCACUGAAGCUACGCAGCAGGAAGAUGCUGCCGGCAUCACCAAAGGCUUCCUGUCAACAGCUGUCAACGGGCUCCGGUUAUCUAAAACGGUUUGCACUCCUGGAGAAGUCAGAGAUGUACGGCCCCUCCACACCAAGGGCUUGUUGCAGAAGAAAAUUGUCAUUUCAAGUAACAGACCCAAACAGACUGUGUGUGAGAAGCUGCCUGAAGGAUUUUCCUGUGUGUCGGUGCACUUGACCCAACAAAAACCAACCACGUCAGAUUGUGAAAACACACGUGGUGGUUGCACAUCAGAGAGGUCAGAACUUCAGUUCCAGUCUGAUCCGGACCAUGGCAUGCUCAUGCAGAGGGCAUCCCCUUGCUUAACAACUACACCAGACACGGAUUACCUUAUAAACAUCCGUGGAGAGUUGGAAAGACCAAAGUCACAGAUAAGCAAAAGCCAUACUGCUUUGCAAAGAAGUGUUUCACUGGGUGGGACAUACCCAAAUAUUUCCUGUUUAUCCAGCCUGAAGCACAGUUGUUUGAAGGGGGGACCAUCUCAGUUGCUCAUAAAGUUUGCAUCUGGGAAUAACGGUAAAGUUGAUAGUUUGUGGAGAGAGAGAGACUUGGCAAAUGAGCUGUCCGGUGUCUGUAAGACACGAGAUGAUUUCCUAGGUCAAGUGGAUGUCCCUCUCUAUCCUUUACCGACUGAAAACCCAAGACUGGAGAGACCAUAUCCAUUCAAGGAUUUCGUUCUCCAUCCAAGAAGUCACAAGUCAAGAGUUAAAGGUUAUCUGAGAUUAAAAAUGACUUAUUUACCUAAAACCAACGGCUCGGAAGAGGAGAAUGGAGAUCAGGUUGAGGAAUUAGAGCCUGGCUGGGUUGUUUUGGACCAACCAGACGCUGCUAGCCACUUGCAGCAUCCACCAGAGCCUUCUCCUCUCCCUCCGGGGUGGGAGGAGAGGCAGGAUGUCCUUGGAAGGACCUACUACGUAAACCAUGAAUCUAGAAGGACACAGUGGAAAAGACCAAGCCCUGAGGAUGACCUCACCGAUGCUGAGAACGGAAAUAUUCAGCUCCAGGCACAGCGAGCGUUUACCACCAGGCGCCAGAUAACGGAGGAGGUGGACAGUGCUGACAACCGGGAGUCCCCUGAGAAUUGGGAAAUUAUACGAGAAGAGGAAAACGCAGUGUAUAGUGGUCAGUCACCUCCGUCGAGCCACGUAGAUUCACAGGCUCACCUUGCAGAAGAGUUAGAUACCAGACUCGCUGUGUAUGGAAAUCCCGCCACCAGCCAGCCAGGCACCGGCUCAAAUCAUUCCAGCAGAGGAGGCAGCUUGCAAGCCUGUAUCUUCGAGGAACAGCCUGCACUUCCUGUGCUUUUGCCUACAUCAUCUGGGUUGCCACCAGGCUGGGAAGAGAAACAGGAUGAAAGAGGACGAUCCUACUAUGUAGACCACAACUCUAAAACAACCACAUGGGCCAAGCCCACCGUGCAGGAAGAUCCAAGAUCGAAAACCCCCGCUCAAAUGAAAGCAAAGACACCCGUCGACUCGUCCAAUGACCUGGGGCCUUUACCUCCAGGAUGGGAGGAAAGAACUCACACAGACGGGAGAGUCUUCUACAUAAAUCACAACAUAAAAAAGACGCAGUGGGAAGAUCCUCGAAUGCAGAACGUGGCGACAGCUGGACCAGCAGUGCCCUACUCCAGGGAUUACAAGAGAAAGUACGAGUUCUUCCGAAGAAAGCUGAAGAAGCAGAAUGACAUUCCAAACAAAUUUGAAAUGAAACUUCGCCGCGCGAACAUCCUGGAGGAUUCGUACCGGAGAAUUAUGGGUGUGAAGAGAGCGGACUUCCUCAAGGCUCGCCUCUGGAUUGAGUUUGAUGGGGAAAAGGGGCUUGACUAUGGAGGUGUUGCCCGAGAGUGGUUCUUCCUCAUUUCAAAGGAAAUGUUCAAUCCUUAUUACGGGCUGUUUGAAUAUUCUGCUACGGAUAAUUACACCCUCCAGAUAAAUCCAAAUUCAGGCCUGUGUAACGAAGAUCACCUCUCGUACUUCAAGUUCAUUGGCCGCGUGGCUGGGAUGGCCGUUUAUCAUGGCAAGCUGUUGGAUGGGUUUUUCAUCCGCCCCUUCUACAAGAUGAUGCUCCAGAAGCUGAUCACGCUGCAUGACAUGGAGUCUGUGGAUAGUGAAUAUUACAGUUCUCUGCGCUGGAUUCUUGAAAAUGACCCGACAGAGCUGGACCUCAGAUUUAUUAUAGACGAGGAACUUUUUGGACAGACACAUCAACAUGAACUGAAAACUGGUGGGUCGGAGAUUGUUGUCACCAAUAAAAACAAAAAGGAGUAUAUUUACCUUGUGAUACAGUGGAGAUUUGUGAACCGAAUCCAGAAGCAAAUGGCUGCUUUUAAAGAGGGAUUUUUUGAACUGAUACCACAGGAUCUCAUCAAGAUAUUCGAUGAAAAUGAGCUAGAGCUCCUUAUGUGUGGUCUGGGAGAUGUGGACGUGAGCGACUGGAAGGAACAUACAAAGUACAAAAACGGCUACAGUGUAAACCACCAGGUCGUCCAGUGGUUCUGGAAGGCUGUUUUGAUGAUGGAUGCAGAAAAAAGAAUUCGCUUGCUUCAGUUUGUCACCGGCACAUCCCGUGUGCCUAUGAACGGAUUUGCUGAACUCUACGGCUCCAACGGACCACAGUCCUUCACAGUUGAACAGUGGGGCACCCCUGACAAGCUACCAAGAGCGCAUACCUGCUUCAAUCGCCUGGACCUGCCACCGUAUGAAUCGUUUGAGGAACUCUGGGAUAAACUUCAGAUGGCGAUUGAGAAUACUCAGGGCUUUGAUGGGGUUGAUUAGAUUAUAAGAAACAAGCCGUGGUGUCUUGAGCACCAUAGUCUCUAAGCAAAAGCAAAAUCGCAUCUUUACAUUUUCCGUAGAACUUCUAAAAGAUGGUCACUGGCUCUUCCCACAGAGACCAGACAGUUUAUCCAUGAUUUUAGCUACCACCAUACUGAUGUGUUCAUUUGUCCAGUUACUUUGUCCUGUUGUUAGGGUUCACGCAUGCCACAGGACAUUAGUCCUGUGCGCCUGCGUUCUGCCCAUAUCUCAUCUUGCUAGGCACAUCCUUCUGAAACUACUGAGAUUCCAACUGUGAAAUAUCUGUAAUGAGUAUCUGGUGGGAAAAAGUUGAUGCUUUUUUAAGAUGAAAUUUGGACAAAGAAAGUCUUUAGUAUUGAGUAAACUGCGACACACUUAGUGCCACUUGUCGCUACUUAUUCUGUAGACCUGCCUAGUAUACCUUAUUGCCUAGAUCUUUGAAACAGCUUUGGAAGAUGUGUCACAUAUGUUUUUAGUCACUUGAGUCACUUGCAAAAAAAAAAAGAAAAAGAAAAAAAAAGAAAAAAAAAUUUUUUUUUUUUACUCUUCACUUGGGAAGUAUUUCACGUUUGUUAGCAUGCAGCUUGAGUCUAUUCAGAAGACAAGCAGAGCAAGCUUGUAUUUGCAAUGUGUAGAAAGUGUUAGGCCUCCCUCUUUCCUGUGCAUCCUCAAGGCUCAGUCACAGGCUAGAGUCAUUAUGUGUUAGUGCGUUUAGAAUUCCUUCAGACAUGAAACAAGCUCCACAAAGCAGUGUUUCUAAGCAUGCCGUGAAGAACCGAGUUACAUGUAUGACUUGCCCUUACCAGCCACUCUUCACGCUUGCACAGUCACGUAGUACAUACGUGUUUACGGAGUUCAUUAUGUUUACAGAUUAAGCGAAUUUCUGUAGUUGCAUUUUUAUAUUUUUAGUAUCACAUUAGUAUAAAAAAAUUUGUUUAAAAUAACCAAAGAGUAGUUCAAUGCAUAAUUUGUAUGAAUUUGUUACCAGGUUUCUUAUGCUUUCUAAAAAAUACUGUUUACUAUGAAAAUUGCAUUUUAUUAAAAGUCAAAAA